Molecule: messenger RNA, 1593 nt
Organism: Serinus canaria (Common canary)
Lineage: Eukaryota; Metazoa; Chordata; Aves; Passeriformes; Fringillidae
Product: parathyroid hormone/parathyroid hormone-related peptide receptor-like
Exons: 13
Coding region: 1-1593 (530 amino acids)
Biological process (GO): cell surface receptor signaling pathway; adenylate cyclase-modulating G protein-coupled receptor signaling pathway
Cellular component (GO): plasma membrane
Molecular function (GO): G protein-coupled peptide receptor activity; parathyroid hormone receptor activity; peptide hormone binding
Source: RefSeq, a predicted model, not a curated record
AUGGGGGCAUCUGGCCCUGUGGGAGCUAUCAUGGUGACUCUCCUUUGCUGCUGCCUCCUGAGCUCGGCUCUGGUCGAUCCUGAUGAUGUUCUCACAAAAGAAGAGCAGAUCUAUCUCCUGGUGGAGGCCAAGGAAAAGUGUCAGAGGGACAUAAAGGCCCAGCUGGAGAAGAUCAAAGACCCCAGCUGCCCUCCGGAGUGGGAUGGGAUCAUCUGCUGGCCAAGGGGCUCCCCCAGCCAGGAGGUGUCAGUGCCUUGCCCCGACUACAUCUACGACUUCAACCACAAAGGUCACGCCUACAGGUACUGCAGUGCCUAUGGGACCUGGGCCAUGGCUCUCAGCAUCAACAAGACCUGGGCCAACUACACGGAGUGUGCCCUGCUCUUCUCCUCCGAGAGCCGGAGCCACCAGAAGGAGGUUUUUGAUCGCCUGCACCUCAUGUACACCGUGGGCUACUCCAUCUCCCUGGCCUCCCUCAUCGUUGCUGUCUGCAUCCUCUCCUACUUCAAGCGCCUGCACUGCACACGGAAUUACAUCCACGUGCACCUCUUCACCUCCUUCAUCUGCCGGGCCCUCAGCAUCUUCCUGAAGGACAUGGUGCUCUACUCGGGCACGGCGCCCAGCGACGCCGACAGGCUGCGGGAGGAUGACUUCAGGGGUCCCUCGCCAGGACAGCGGGGACACCUGGUUGGCUGCAAGGUGGUGGUGACUCUCUUCCUCUACUUUCUGGCCACCAACCACUACUGGAUCCUGGUGGAAGGGCUCUACCUGCACAGCCUGAUCUUCAUGGCCUUCCUCUCCAAUAAGAACUACCUGUGGGUCCUCAUCAUCAUCGGCUGGGGUCUCCCUGCUGUGUUUGUGUCCAUCUGGGCCAGCGUCAGGGCCUCGCUGGCAGAUACACAGUGCUGGGACCUCAGUGCAGGGAACAUGAAGUGGAUUUAUCAGGUCCCCAUCCUGGCUGCAGUCAUGGUGAACUUCUUCCUCUUCCUCAACAUCAUCCGGGUGUUGGCCUCCAAGCUCUGGGAGACCACCACGGGCAAGGUGGACCCCUGGCAGCAGUACAGGCAACUGCUCAAGUCCACGCUGGUGCUGAUGCCACUUUUUGGAGUCCACUACGUGGUGUUCAUGGCCAUGCCCUACACCGAGGUCUCCGGGCUCCUGUGGCAGAUCCAGAUGCACUACGAGAUGCUCUUUAACUCCUCCCAGGGUUUCUUUGUGGCUUUUAUCUACUGCUUUUGCAAUGGGGAGGUUCAGGCUGAGAUCAAGAAGGCUCAUUUCCGGAGGCUCCUGGCGCUGCACCUGGGGCAGCAGGCACGCCCCGGGAGCUGCUGCUGCACCGGCCGGGACUCCCAGGCCCCCCAAAGCUGCAGCACGAGCCUGGCGGGGCGGGGAGCGGGCGGCACCCGGGGGCUGCUGCUCCCGGCCCAGCCCCGCCUGCCCGGGUACAUCCCCGGCUCCGGCACCUCGGCCCAGCUCCUGCCCUGCCCCGCGCAGGAACUGAGCCAGAAAGGCCGGGGGGAAAACACGGUGGAUUUGACAGAGCUGACUCAGUGUCACCCCAAGCCCAGCAAGGAGCUGGAGACGAUGCUGUGA